This is a messenger RNA of Penicillium paradoxum, 3378 nucleotides long. Its product is annotated as putative SNF2 family helicase/ATPase. Gene Ontology annotation, cellular component: cytoplasm. The record is from RefSeq and is a predicted model, not a curated record. Gene Ontology annotation, molecular function: ATP-dependent chromatin remodeler activity; ATP binding. The transcript is spliced from 2 exons. NCBI's taxonomy places the organism in Eukaryota, Fungi, Ascomycota, Eurotiomycetes, Eurotiales, Aspergillaceae. The coding region runs from base 1 to 3378 and encodes 1125 amino acids.
AUGGCCAGAGAAAGCAACGCUCCAACGGAGCCGCUCACUCCCGCUGGCAAGCCGAAUAUUCAGCCUCGCCCCGCCCAUAUCCAGGAACCCGAGUUUGGAAAACCCUCGCCGAUCGGCCCCUCACAAAGAUCAAACCAUUUGUUCAACAUUCCGAAAGCGAAUCAAUCCCGUGCUGAACAUCAUCGACCCGCACCUCGACCACAGCCUCACGGCCAGCCACAACAACGCCAUCAAGGCCAUCCAAGUGCCACUCCCCAAAGCUAUCGCCCAUCAGUUUCUUCGGGUGCUCCUUUUGCUACCCCGUCAGCAAAACGAAGCGAACCAUGGGAUCCAUUCAAGCCGGUGGCUCCAUCCGCCUACAACAACCCUCGUGGGGGGUUCCCACAUGGUGCAGUGAGCAUCAAGCGCCCUGAAAAUGUUACUUGGACAACUCCUCGGGCUGCUAGGCCAAUCUAUCAAUCCAAGCCCCUUCCACCGAAGAUGACAGGUGCAUCGAAGAACAUCCAGAAAUUUAUGGACCUUACAAGAGAUGACACCGAUCCUGUUCCAAGGGCAUCGGCUUAUGCAUCAGAAUUUGGAGCCGUGGAUAUGAAUGGCUAUGUUGAUACAGCUAUGGCAAACGAGAAUAUCAAGGCCUUGCUUGAGGGUGCGUUUGAGGAAGAAGAAGAGAAGCCCAAGACAAAGCGCAAAGGCAAGAAGAAGGGUGGGAAGAAGAAGAGUAAGAAAACAUCCUCGAAGGAGACAAAGGACACAAAGAAGGAAGAAGCGAUCGACGAUCUUGACGAUCUUGCUGCUCAGCUUCAAAGCGUCACAGUCGAUGACUCGAAGGACACUGAUGCAUCUGAACAAAAACCAUCCGCCAAGGGUGAGGAUGUCGACAAGGUUACCCAGCAAGGUGACGAAGAUGAUGAUGCAGCACAAGAAGAUGAAGAAGAAGAGGAUGAGGACGACGACGAUGAUGACGAAGAUGACGGUGUCGUUGAAGGUUUGAAAGUCACUCUACUCCCGCAUCAAAUCGAGGGUGUGAGAUGGAUGUGUGACAAGGAGACCGGUCGAAAGACAACCAAAGGGAUUUUUCCUAAAGGCGGAAUUCUUGCAGAUGAUAUGGGUUUGGGUAAAACAGUGCAAGCAAUUGCUCUGCUUCUUAAAAAUCCCAUGUCCGACCACGAAAAUAGUGAUAACAGUGACGAAAAGGAGGGCAAGACUACUCAGUUGCCCCCGAAUUGCAUUCCCUCUACUCUGGUCAUUGCACCCCUUGCACUGAUCAAGCAAUGGGAAUCAGAAAUUAAGGACAAGGUUGAGCCGUCCCACAAGUUACGUGUCUGUCUCUACCACGGCACAACGCGCGCUAAAACUUCGACUUCUUUGGACAAAUACGAUGUUGUGAUCACAACAUAUGGAACCCUUACUUCUGAAUUCAACUCGUCGGCAUCUGACAAGGCUAAAAAGGCCGGAAUCUUUGCGGUUCAUUGGUACCGUAUUAUUCUUGAUGAAGCACACACAAUUAAGAAUCGUAACGCCAAGGCUACACAGUCAGCAUAUGCUUUGGAUGCCCAAUAUCGUUGGUGCUUGACAGGAACGCCAUUGCAGAAUAACCUCGAUGAGUUGCAGAGCUUGAUCAAGUUCCUUCGAGUGAAGCCAUAUGACGAUUUGGCUGCCUGGAGAGAUCAAAUCACCCGUCCUUUGAAUAAUGGCCGUGGCGGUCUCGCUAUUCAGCGACUUCAAGUCUAUCUGAAGGCCUUCAUGAAGCGACGCACGAAGGAUGUUCUCAGGCUCAACGACGAGAACUCUGGCGAAGAGGGAUCGGACGGCGAGCCAAAGAAGUCAUCUAAUGGGUUCCAAAUUAAGAAACGCGAGGUCAUCAAGGUUGUUCCCGACUUUAUGCCUGGCGAGUUGAACUUUUACAAACGUCUUGAACAACGCACAGAUAAUACUCUUGGGAAGAUGAUGGGUGGUGGCAAGGUUGAUUAUGCUGGAGCCUUGGUCCUACUUUUGCGUCUUCGUCAAGCCUGCAACCACCCAGAUCUGGUCAAAGGGGAUUUGGCAAAGGAUAAGGAUAUUCUUUUGCAAAAUGGCAGUACAAAUAGCCAGUCGACACAGUCAAAGCCGGAUGAUCUCGACAGCAUAGCUGAUCUUUUCGGGGCAAUGAGCGUUGUCGCAAAGAAGUGCGACGUUUGCCAAACGGAUCUCAGCCAAAGUGAAAUUAAGUCUGGUGGCAGUCGAUGCGGUGAAUGUGAAGCCGACCUGAACAUCAAUGUCAUGGGCACAGACAAGAAAAAGAAAAAGAAGUCGAAGAAGAGCCAUCGCAGUGUUCCAGAUUCCCCGUCAGCCCGCAAAUCAGACGCACAGAUUGCGCGCUCUCGCAAGAACCGACGAGUCGUCCUUGAUAGUGACGAUGAAGACGAAGAAGGCGAAGAAGGCGAUUGGGUCGUUCCUGAAGACCAGCGCAAGAUGCCCAAUCUCGGCAAGGCAGGUGGUCUGGACGACGAAAAUGCCGAGGGGGGUGGUGAAUGGCUUAACUCGGAGGAUGAGACAGAUGAUGAUACAGAUGAUGAGAUUGAUUCCCCCUCUAGAAGGAAGAGCAAACCCAUUAUCUUGAGCGAUUCCGAGGAUGAAUCCGAUUCUGAGGCGGAAGAUAUCUACAACGAUGAAGGGGAGAACGGAGACCUGCCGUCCACCAAGAUCCGCCACCUUAUGCGGAUUCUCAAUCGUGAGGCACCGGACUUCAAGUUUAUUGUUUUCUCCGUUUUCACCUCUAUGCUCGAUAAGAUCGAGCCCUUCUUGAAGCGGGCCAACAUUGGCUUCGCUCGCUACGACGGUGGAAUGGCAAACAAUCACCGCGAGGCUAGUCUUGAAAAACUUCGAAACCACAGUGGCACUCGUGUGCUGCUCUGCAGUCUUCGUGCUGGUGCAUUGGGUCUUAAUCUGACAGCCGCUAGUCGUGUCGUCAUUCUGGAGCCCUUCUGGAAUCCCUUUGUCGAGGAGCAAGCUAUUGAUCGUGUCCACCGUCUGAACCAGACUAUUGACGUCAAAAUUUACAAGAUGGUCAUCAAAGGCACGGUGGAGGAACGCAUUGUCGCCCUUCAGGACCGCAAGCGCGAACUAGCCAAUGCCACAAUCGAAGGCAAGGCUGGUGCAGGCAAGCUGACUGUGCGCGACAUGAUGGCGCUUUUCGGCCGUGACGCGGAAUCCAGAUACACAGACACCCAGAACACCCUUGACUUCAACCAGCCCACCCGACUGUUGAAUAAUGAUGAGCCUGAGCCUGCUCCUUCAUCCUCUCGGGAGUCAACACAGUCUGACCCACGUAGUCGGGGGCGUGAGUCCCAGCAUCACCGGCCGCGAACUGAAGACUCGGUUUAUGGUCGACGCUGGUGA